This is a messenger RNA of Notolabrus celidotus (New Zealand spotty), 1414 nucleotides long. Its product is annotated as zinc finger protein 26-like. Bases 42 to 1046 code for a protein of 334 amino acids. The transcript is spliced from 2 exons. Gene Ontology annotation, cellular component: nucleus. NCBI's taxonomy places the organism in Eukaryota, Metazoa, Chordata, Actinopteri, Labriformes, Labridae. The record is from RefSeq and is a predicted model, not a curated record.
UCUUUGAUCCUUCCUUCUUUAGAUCCCAGAUUGACUCAGACAUGGAAAUCUUUGCUCCUCUGGAGUUCCCUGAAGGCGUGGAGGACGAUGUGUCUCCCUGUGAGGACUUGGACCCGGAUGAACACGGGACACAGCACAGGAAGAGACUCAGGACAGAGAAAGAGACACCUGUCCGCUCUGCUCGCGCUCAAACGGCCCCGUCGUCUCUGAAGAAAGAGCUCCUGUCAUGCCAAGUCUGCGGAGCUUUAUACCAGUCGAUGAACGCGCUGGUCAAACACUCGGGGGGUCACGUGGACGAUCCAGAUCGGCUCUGCGGGGUCUGUGGAACACGUAUGGAGACCGCGGAGGAGCUGAGGACCCACAUCCCGGGACACCUGGAAAGACACGGCUGCCACCUCUGUGGGAAAUCCUUCGUCUUGAGCAGCGUCCUCCAAGCUCACAUCAAGCGGCACAACGGGGUCAAACCGUACGAGUGCAGCGUCUGCAACAGACUCUUCACCGCGAAGCAGAAGCUGACCCGGCACAUGAAGGCCCACAUGAGGGCCAGACUGUACCCCUGUGACAUCUGCAGACAGGAGUUCCGUCUGAUGAGGAAGCUCAGAGCGCACAUGGCCGUCCACUCCAAGAAGAAUGAAGAUCGGUGCAGCGUGUGCUGUAAGUCCCGCUGCCCCUAUCAGAAGUCCUCCUCUCAUGUCCUGAUGAACCCCGGCCCGCUCAUUCAAGACCCUGGCCGGGUCAUUCAAGACCCCGGCCCGCUCAUUCAAGACCCUGGCCGGGUCAUUCAAGACCCCGGCCGGGUCAUUCAAGACCCUGGCCCGCUCAUUAAAGAAGAGUUCAUGUGUGAAGUCUGCAGGGAGACCUUUCCUACGUACCUGCUGCUGCGGUACCACACCAGGACCCACAGGUUGACCCCCUACGUGUGUCCCUGCUGUGGAUCGAGCUACAUCACAGCAAGACUUUUAACAGAGCACGUGUUGGAGAGACACCCCGAGUCCUCCUCAGACCACUUAACCCUGAGGACCACAUUCAGGUCCAACACGGCAUGAAUCACCUCAGUGAGGUCACCCAUGAUCCGUUAGAGAACCCAGGAUCUACUUGAAGUGAGAGAGGUGGACUCUACUGUUCUUGAUGUUCUUAAAGUGGACCUCUCGGGGGGGGGGGGUCUGAGUCCGCUGCCCCCCCCUCUGACGGCGGUCGUUCACUCUGUUCUUUCCGCUGAGUAAGGAAACGUUCUAAAGAACAGAAGAGACACAGACGGGAUGUUCUCCUGUCCUGAGGUCUCAUCACUCAGAGGGGUUUAUUUUCAAUAAGUGAACAUUUUUCAGUUUAAUAUUUGAUGUUGUUUUUCUUUGUUUUCACUGGAAUGAAGGUAAACUGACUUUAAACUCAAUAAAAUGUUUGUCAAUAUUUUAAA